UUCAGUGAGCCAAUUAACAGGUGUCAUUUUUCAGAAUAUUUUAUCUCGUCAAGCUAGAGCGUAAUCAUUUUGUCCUCUAUCGUUUGCUCUGGUUUAUCUGAUAAUAUAAAAAAAGUUACUUAAGUAACGUUUGUAGAAUAAACUGAUCUUUUAGCUGGUGUCCCCACCGAAGAGCUAAAAAAUGACCAUAUUUUUGGCGUUGUGUUUCAUUUGGUGUGCAUCGGUGACGUAUGGAAGUCCAAUUGGUGGCAAUGAUACGGCUCAAAGAGGUUUGGAUAUCGAUGUCGAUGCUUGGGGAAAAAAGGAAGUGUGUAUGAAGGAGCUGGGUUGCUUCGCCAUAACAGAUGACUUCAAGAGUUUGUUGCACAGACCCGUUAAUGUCCUCCCACAUGACAGGGCAACUAUUAACGCUAGAUCACUUCUGUACACCAGAAAAAAUGCCAAAGAAUCGCACGUGCUUGUGGCCAGUGAUAAAGAAUCCUUUACUGAAUCGAACUUGAAUAAAGACAAUCCCACUAAGUUCAUUGUGCAUGGUUUCAUGGAUAGUGAAUUGUAUGGACCAUGGAUGUUGGCAAUGAAAGACGAAUUUCUUAUGCAUGGUGAUUAUAACAUCAUUGUUGUAGACUGGAGUGGUGGUAACAAACCUCCUUAUUACCAAGCUACGUCAAAUACUAGAGUAGUAGGAGCAGAAAUCGCCUUAAUCAUCAAAGCUUUAGAAAAAUAUGCAGGCAUUAAGAGAGAAAACUGUCACAUCAUUGGUCACAGUCUUGGAUCACAUGUAGCCGGUUAUGCUGGGGCCAUCUUGAAGACACUUGGAAGAAUCACAGGUUGUGAUCCAGCUGAACCAUACUUCCAGAAUAUGCCAACAAGUGUGAGACUUGAUCCUUCUGACGCAGAUUAUGUAGAUGUCAUACAUUCAGAUGCCACAGACAUUAUGUUCAUUGGUUUUGGAAUGAGCCAUAGCGUCGGACACGUAGAUUUCUUUCCCAAUAAUGGACGUAAACAGCCCGGUUGUAAAGCUGAUAAGUUCAAGUCAUUCAUCACAGAUGGAUUAAACGAAGGCGCCAGACGUUUCGUAAGUUGCAACCAUCAACGAUCUCUUGAUUUCUUCUAUCAUUCCAUUAACUACAGAAAAGUUGUACCAGUAGGGUAUGAAUGCACCUCAUGGAACGACUUUUUAGCUGGUAAAUGCGCUGAAUGUGGACCAGACACCAAGAGAUGCGCCAUCAUGGGAAUCAGGGCAGAUGAGUACUAUGAAUUCAGAAAUUCCUCAGUUCAACGAAAUAUGUAUCUCCAAACAUCCGGCAAAUCUCCCUUUUGGCUUUACCAUUAUCAAGUAACAGUGAAGCUCUAUAGGCCAAAAGCAUCCUAUAAAGAUGUGGAAGGUACCAUGGAUAUCACCCUUGUUGGAUCCAAAGGUGAUGAACUGGCUCAUAUACAGCAAAAAGCAACCGAAUUUUUCCAUGGUGCAAGAUACCAAUAUUUGGUAACAACAGAGAGAGAUUUGGGUGAAAUCAAGAGUGUUACUUUGAAGUGGUUCAGCUCAUCUAACAAUCCAAUCAAAAUGAUCUUCAAACCUAAACUAUACGUUGAAUAUGUCACUGUUAUUCCAAUGAAUGUCAUCGAAAAAUCGCCAAGAACUAAGAAGAAUCGCUCUUUCUGUGCAAAACCUGAAAAUGGUAUUACUCCCAAGACUAUUACAACACUCCACAGAGAUGAUAAAUGUGUUCGCUAGCAUAGACAUCUUAUGUUUAUUGAAAAUAAAUAAAGUAAAAAUUCUUAUAUUUAACAAA
This is a messenger RNA of Parasteatoda tepidariorum (common house spider), 1793 nucleotides long. Its product is annotated as pancreatic lipase-related protein 2. Gene Ontology annotation, molecular function: protein binding; triacylglycerol lipase activity. The record is from RefSeq and is a predicted model, not a curated record. Gene Ontology annotation, biological process: lipid catabolic process. Lineage: Eukaryota; Metazoa; Arthropoda; Arachnida; Araneae; Theridiidae.